This is a messenger RNA of Sporothrix brasiliensis 5110, 1260 nucleotides long. RefSeq lists its product as uncharacterized. Bases 1 to 1260 code for a protein of 419 amino acids. The transcript has a single exon. The record is from RefSeq and is a predicted model, not a curated record. Gene Ontology annotation, cellular component: mitochondrion. Gene Ontology annotation, molecular function: Y-form DNA binding; crossed form four-way junction DNA binding; DNA endonuclease activity. Lineage: Eukaryota; Fungi; Ascomycota; Sordariomycetes; Ophiostomatales; Ophiostomataceae.
AUGGCUUCGUUACGCCGGGGCAGCAGGCCGAUGCAGGCGCUGUUUCCGCCAAUUUGCGCCCGUCGCGACGCGUCGUUGGCCGUGACGCGAUGUUCGUGCAUCGCUCCGCCACCGUCUGCAAGGCACUGCUUCGUAACGACAGCCAAGGCCAAGGAGAAGCGUGCGCCCACGAAGAAGGUCAAGCCGACCACAGCGCCGCACGAUGACACAGCCGCCCAAGACCCGCGCCUGCCACCGCUCAGCCUGGCGGCGCUCCGCGACCUGGCCGUUCUGUGCGGCCGCAACUCGUCCGGAACACGCGCGGUCUUGCGCGCCGACCUGGAAGCCGCGAUACACGAAGCGAUGCCGGCACAGAAAGGAGAGACAGCACCGCCGCAGCCCCGCCGCAUCCUCUCCAUGGACAUGGGCGUGCGCAACCUCGCGUAUUGUCUGCUGCAGGUCGCGGCGCCGGUGCCUGGCCAAGACCACCGUGCCUGGCCUACGCUCGUGGCAUGGGAGCGUCUGUCCCUGGCUGGCGCUGGCGCCAACACGGCAGCGGGAGACAGCACGACUGUCGCAAGCACCUCUGCCUUUUCCCCGCCCGUUCUGGCCGCUGCGGCCGCGCGCCUCGUGCGCGACCGGCUGCUGCCCUUGUCGCCGACGCACGUGCUCAUUGAGCGCCAGCGGUUCCGGUCGGGCGGCGCGGCGGCCGUGCUCGAGUGGACGGUGCGGGUGAACUCGCUGGAGGCGAUGCUGCACGGCAUCUUUGCGUACCGGCAGCUGGGGCGGCGGUCGACGGUUGAAAACACGGUCCAGGCUGUGCAGGCCGUCAGCCCACAGCGAGCAUCGCGGUUUCUCUUACAGGGCGGCAUGGGCGGCAGCAGCAUCUCGCCGCCGCCACCAUCCACGACAAGGACCAAGGAGAAAGACAUCAAGCAUGUUAAGGAAGCCUUCGUGGCCGGCCUACUGCGCACACCAGGUCCUACUCUCGCAUACGACAAGAGCAUUGGUGGCAUGGUUGAUGCGUACCUUGUACGGUGGAAUGCAAAGCAGAGCCGUGGCCGGGGCCGAUCCAAAGACGCGUCGAGCAAGACGGAAGACGACACACCAAAGCCCCCGCCUACGCCUACGUCCACCGAACAACCAGCACUCAGCAAGAUUGACGACCUGGCCGACUGUGUGGCCCAAGGACUCAUUUGGCUCGAGUGGGAGGCCAACAAGACCACUCUCCGAGAAAAGGGAGCAGAGGCGUUGCUGGCUGUGAAGCAACUGGCAGGAUGA